This is a messenger RNA of Mesoplodon densirostris (Blainville's beaked whale), 2285 nucleotides long. RefSeq names its product integrator complex subunit 12 (gene INTS12). NCBI's taxonomy places the organism in Eukaryota, Metazoa, Chordata, Mammalia, Artiodactyla, Ziphiidae. The record is from RefSeq and is a predicted model, not a curated record. The coding region runs from base 412 to 1800 and encodes 462 amino acids. Gene Ontology annotation, biological process: snRNA 3'-end processing. The transcript has 8 exons. Gene Ontology annotation, cellular component: integrator complex.
UCCUACCGUCGCACAGCCAAUACGUUCCCCGGUCGACCCUGCUGCGGGAAGCUUUGUUUUUCCGCUCUCGGAGCCGGCUGCUGCCGGGAGCGGUUCGUCAGGCCACCGGGAACGGACUGGGCAGCGGGACGGAGCGGUGUCUUCCCUGGUGGCGAAGUGGUUAAGAAUCCGCCUGCCAAUGCAGGGGACACGGGUUCGAGCCCUGGUCCGGGAAGAUCCCACAUGCCGCAGAGCAACUAAGCCAGCGAGCUGCAACUACUGAAGCCCUCGCGCCUAGAGCCCAUGCUCUGCAACGAAAGAAGCCACCGCAGUGAGAAGCCCACGCACCACAAGGAAGAGUAGCCCCUGCUCAAUGCAACUAGAGAAAGCCUGCGCGCAGCAACAAAGACCCAAGGCAGCCAGGUGUUUGUAAUGGCUGCUACUGUGAACUUGGAACUUGAUCCCAUUUUUUUGAAAGCACUAGGCUUCUUACAUUCAAAGAGUAAGGAUUCUGCUGAAAAGCUAAAAGCACUACUUGAUGAAUCUUUGGCUCGGGGCAUUGAUUCAAGUUACCGUCCAUCUCAAAAGGAUGUGGAGCCACCCAAAAUUUCAAGCACAAAAACUGUUUCCAUUAAGCAAGAGCCCAAAACAUCAUCCAGUCUUCCUUCUGGCAAUAAUAAUGGCAAGGUCCUAACAACUGAAAAGGUAAAGAAGGAAGGUGAAAAGAGACCUGCUGAUAAAAUGAAAUCAGACAUCACUGAAGGAGUUGAUAUUCCAAAGAAACCUAGAUUGGAGAAACCAGAGACACGGUCCUCUCCCAUUACUGUCCAAACCAGCAAGGAUUUAGCUAUGGCUGACCUUUCCAGCUUUGAGGAGACCAGUGCUGAUGAUUUUGCCAUGGAGAUGGGAUUGGCCUGUGUUGUUUGUAGGCAAAUGACAGUGGCAUCUGGUAAUCAAUUAGUAGAAUGUCAGGAAUGCCAUAAUCUCUACCACCAAGAUUGCCAUAAACCGCAGGUGACAGACAAAGAAGUGAAUGACCCUCGCCUUGUGUGGUAUUGUGCCCGAUGUACCAGACAAAUGAAAAGAAUGGCUCAAAAAACUCAGAAACCACCACAGAAACCAGCCCCCACAGUUGUUUCUGUAGCUCCAGCUGUUAAAGAUCCAUUGGUUAAAAAACCAGAAACUAAACUCAAGCAAGAGUCAACUUUUCUAGCAUUUAAGAGAUCAGAAGUCAAGGCAUCCACGGUUGUUUCAGGAAAUUCUUCUAGUACCAAUGUUUCCUCUUCAGCAACUAGUGGCCUAAUUGGAUGGGCAGCUUUUGCAGCCAAAACUUCUUCUGCUGGUCCAUCAACAGCAAAAUUGAGUUCAACAACCCAAAACAAUAGCGGGAAACCUGCUACCUCAUCAGCUAACCAGAAGCCCGUGGGUUUGACUGGUCUGGCAACAUCAUCCAAAGGUGGAAUAGGUUCCAAAAUAGGUUCCAGUAACAGCACUUCACCCACUGUACCACUGAAACCACCUCCACCUCUAACUUUGGGCAAAACUGGCCUUAGUCGCUCAGUUAGUUGUGACAAUGUUAGCAAAGUAGGUCUUCCCAGUCCAAGUAGUUUGGUUCCAGGAAGCAGCAGCCAACUAAGUGGGAAUGGAAAUAGUGCGACAUCAGGGCCUAGUGGAAGUACCACUAACAAAACCACUUCAGAAUCAAGCAGCUCUCCCUCAGCAUCCCUUAAAGGUCCAACUUCACAAGAAUCACAGCUCAAUGCCAUGAAGCGAUUACAGAUGGUCAAGAAGAAGGCUGCCCAAAAGAAACUCAAGAAGUAAUGUGGCCAAGUAGGUUUUUAUAUCAUAUUACCCUAAAGAUUAAAAUCUUAUUAUUAAGACAUAAACUGUAGUAUGCUAUAAUUUAAUAAAAAUCUUCAUAAUGGGGGCUUCCCUGGUGGCGCAGUGGUUGAGAGUCUGCCUGCCAAUGCAGGGGACACAGGUUCGUGCCCUGGUCUGGGAGGAUCCCACGUGCCGUGGAGUGGCUGGGCCCGUGAGCCACAAUUACUGAGCCUGCGUGUCUGGAGACUGUGCUCCGCAACAAGAGAGGCCGCGAUAGUGAGAGGCCCGCGCACCGCGAUGAAGAGUGGUCCCCGCUUGCCACAACUAGAGAGAGCCCUCGCACGGAAACAGAGACCCAACACAGCCAUAAAUAAAUAAAUAAAUUUUUAAAAAUCUUCAUAAUUAAAUUUCUAUUAUUUCUAUUAAUUGAUCCUGCUGAAUAAGAUGCCUUACAAAGAGCCAGGGAUGAACCAAUAAUAAAGUUU